UUUGACUAAUUAAUAUUUUAAAAACUCACUAUCUCAUUUUAUAUAUGCACUUGUUAUUGUAUAAGGCCAUCAUUUCAAAUUGCAUCAAUUUCCCACUAAAAUACAACUAAAAAAAAAAUAGUGCAAUUACAACUACUAUCUAAACAUUACGCAUACAAAAAUAAUUGUUCAAAAUAUAUCAUUUAAAACGACCAAACUACUUAUUUUAAUAGAGAAUGAGGACCCCUUAUAUUUUAUGUGCACAAUUAUGCAACCCACCAAUCUUCUAUAUAAACAAGUAGCAAAAAUUAGUUUCCUACACAAAAUUUAAAGAUUAGACCCAAAAAAAAAAAAAAAAAAUGGCGGGUGAAGAAAUAGUGCUAUUUGAUGUGUGGACUAGCCCAUAUGCAAUGAGAGUCAAAAUUGCAUUAGAAGAGAAGGGAAUUGAGUAUGUUUGUCAACCACAAAAUUUGCUUAAUAAAGGGUCUUUGCUUCUUGAGAUGAACCCGGUUUACAAAUUGGUACCGGUUUUGAUCCAUAAUGGUAAACCCAUUAGUGAAUCCCUUGUAAUUCUUGAGUAUAUUGAUGAGUUUUGGGCUAAAUCGUUUCCUUUGCUUCCUAUUGAUCCUUACCAACGAUCCCAAGCUCGAUUUUGGGCUGAUUUUAUUGACAAGAAGAUAUAUGCCGUAGCAAAACAACUAUGGAGAGUAAAAGGUGAAGAGCAGGAAAAAAUAAUAAAGGAAUUUAUUGAAAACUUGAAGAUAUUAGAAAGAGAGAUUACAGAUGAUAAGUUCUUUGGUGGUGAUACGUUUGGAUACGUUGAUGUCGCAUUGAUUCCAUUCACAAGCUGGUUUUACACCUUGGAAACAUUUGGAAAUUUUAGCAUCGAGGCUAACUGUCCCAUAAUUAUUGCAUGGGCUAAAAGAUGUAAAGAGAGACAUAGUGUAUCUAGUUCAUUGCCGGAUCCUGAUAAAGUUUAUAACUUCGCUUUGGACUUCAAAAAGGCUUUAGGGCUCGACUAAACCUUUAUAUACUACCUUUCCCAAUUAAAAUGUGCAACUUUUGGUUAUUAUUUGUUAGAUAUAAAAAAUUUAAAUGUUACACAUUAAUAAUUAAUAAAGGUAGUACAUUUUAUAUGUAUUUGUAGCCUUGGAACGUGUUGAACUAUUUGGUAAAUUUACGUGUAUCUUCCAUUUGUGUUAUUAAGGAUAUAUUUCUUAAACUGUGCUGUCUAAUAAACAAUAUUAUCGACUUUUAUAGUCUUGGAGGCUUGGAGCUAUGUACUACGUAUUUGGAAUAUUUAAUGAGGAUAUUUUGUCAAUAACAAUAAUAGUUCGU
Molecule: messenger RNA, 1317 nt
Organism: Chenopodium quinoa (quinoa)
Lineage: Eukaryota; Viridiplantae; Streptophyta; Magnoliopsida; Caryophyllales; Amaranthaceae
Product: probable glutathione S-transferase parA
Exons: 2
Coding region: 339-1001 (220 amino acids)
Biological process (GO): glutathione metabolic process
Cellular component (GO): cytoplasm
Molecular function (GO): glutathione transferase activity
Source: RefSeq, a predicted model, not a curated record